Molecule: messenger RNA, 621 nt
Organism: Gamsiella multidivaricata
Lineage: Eukaryota; Fungi; Mortierellomycota; Mortierellomycetes; Mortierellales; Mortierellaceae
Product: cytochrome oxidase assembly protein-domain-containing protein
Exons: 5
Coding region: 1-621 (206 amino acids)
Biological process (GO): heme A biosynthetic process
Cellular component (GO): mitochondrial inner membrane
Molecular function (GO): oxidoreductase activity, acting on NAD(P)H, heme protein as acceptor
Source: RefSeq, a predicted model, not a curated record
AUGAUUGGACUGAAGGUUCCAGCGGACUACAAGAUUUCCAAGGGCGCUUAUAAGUCUUUGGCUGCUGGUUUGGUUUGCAAUGAGUUCCCGUUGAUGGGUGGCCGUCUGGUGCCUCUUAUGAGGGAACUGUUCGAUGACAGUUUUCUGCACAAGGACGAUCACCCUACGAUCGGACUCUGGAAAAACAUGUUUGACAGCCAGGUCGCCGUCCAGUUCAACCACAGUACUCUCGCUACGACGACAUUCACUGCUGUUACUUCUUUGUUUCUGUACUCGCGUGCACUGCCUCUACCUCCUCAUAUACGCCUUGGUGUGAAUGCGCUGAUGGGAGUCGCCUGCUCUCAAGUCGGACUUGGCAUUAUGACCCUGUUGUACAUGGUCCCAGUCUCGGUUGGCACUGACUAUCAGGCUGGAUCAUUGACGCUAUUUGACUACAGCGCUGCACCUGAUGCACAGUCUGAAGAAGGCCCCUGUCGUCAAGAAGAUCUCUUUGAAAAGAACCAAGCAAAGAAAAAGAUGCUGCAGACGAAAUUGUUGAAUGUUGUGAUAAAGUUGAUUGACAAGAUGAUUGCAGAACAACCAGUUAAACUGAUGCAUCUCUAUCCUUAUGGGACAUGGUAG